This is a messenger RNA of Lytechinus variegatus (green sea urchin), 1655 nucleotides long. It is a transcript of the gene pcid2, whose product is annotated as PCI domain-containing protein 2-like. Lineage: Eukaryota; Metazoa; Echinodermata; Echinoidea; Temnopleuroida; Toxopneustidae. The coding region runs from base 24 to 1226 and encodes 400 amino acids. Gene Ontology annotation, molecular function: RNA binding; double-stranded DNA binding. The record is from RefSeq and is a predicted model, not a curated record. Gene Ontology annotation, biological process: post-transcriptional tethering of RNA polymerase II gene DNA at nuclear periphery; poly(A)+ mRNA export from nucleus; transcription elongation by RNA polymerase II. Gene Ontology annotation, cellular component: transcription export complex 2. The transcript is spliced from 13 exons.
UCGGCCUCGGCAACAUCAAAAUCAUGGCACACACAAGUUUGAAUCAAUAUUUGCAACAGGUAGAAAAUGGGAUCAAAAGGAGAGAUGGCAGCCUUCUUGCAGACCAUCUUUCUUUCAAGCAUCCACACAUUGCCAACCCCAGACUUCACCUGGAGAGUCCGGAGGAACAGUGUGAACAAUGGUUUGAGCCUCCAUAUGAUGAAAUGGUAGCUGCCCAUCUCAAGUGCUGUUGGUGUGUGGCUAAUCAUGACUUCAUUGAAGCAUACUCACUACAAAAAGUUGUUGUUCAAGCAUUCAACAAAGCUUUCCAGAGUCAAAAGGAUGAAAACUGGGCUCUACCUGUUUUAUAUGUGGUCAUAGUCGAUCUGAGGUUAUUUGCCAACAGUGCUGAGACUCAGUUGUCAAAGAAAGGGAAAGGAAAACCUGGUGAACUGUUAGAGAAAGCAGCUGAUACUAUGAUGGCUUGCUUCAGAACGUGUGCUGCUGAUGGGCGAGCAUCGACGGAAGAUACAAAGAAAUGGGGUAUGCUCUAUCUUGUCAACCAACUCUUCAAGGUCUAUUUCAAGAUCAACAAGCUGCCAUUAUGUAAACCUCUCAUUCGGGCAAUAGAUGGCUCAUCUCUCAAAGAUCGUUUCAGUAUCUCACAGCUAGUAACGUACAAGUAUUACGUAGGCAGGAAAGAGAUGUUUGAAAGCAACUUCAAAGCAGCCGAGGAGCACCUAUCGUUUGCAUUCCAGCGAUGUCAUCAUUCCAGUCGGCAGAACAAACGUCUCAUCCUGAUCUAUCUUCUACCUGUCAAAAUGUUGCUGGGUCAUAUGCCAAAGACAUCCCUUCUGAAGAAGUACGAUCUGAUGCAGUUUGCGGAUAUCGCCAAGGCAACCAAGAUGGGCGAUCUCCGUCUCCUGAUGAGUGCUAUGAACAAGAACGAGGCAUUCUUCAUCAAGUGCGGUGUCUACCUCAUCAUCGAGAAACUACAGACCAUCACGUACAGGAAUCUAUUUAAGAAAGUACAACUAAUGCUGAAAGUACAUCAGGUACCUAUCGAUGCGUUUGAAACAGCUCUGAAAUUCACAGGACUGGAAGAUGUAGACAAGGAGGAGGUAGAAUGCAUCUUGGCAAACCUUAUAUAUAAGAACUACAUCAAAGGGUACCUUUCUCAUCAGCACCAAAAACUGGUUGUUAGCAAGCAGAAUCCUUUUCCUCCACUCUCCUCGUUUCUGUCAUAGCGUCUUCUUGGUGCCAGUUUUGACAUCACAUUCAGAACUAUCAAGGACUUUUGAUGCUUGGAGAGUAUCAAGGAUAGAUACUGCUUCAUCUUGAUCAGAAGGCUGCUUCUGCUUCGUCAAGCUCAGUCAUAUCGAAGACAGCUACUGCUCCGAGACAUGCAGGACCAGUGAUACUUGACAGUGUCAAAGACAGCUUUCUGUAAAGCACUUGGAAACUUUGUUCUGAUAUAAGAAGAAGAGAAGCACAGUGAAAGCAGAGUGUUGUUGUCACUACUUCGUCGAGCUCAAGACAGCUUUGCAAACUCAAUAUAAUACUGUUUCUGUUUAGGUAACUCCUGUAGACACUCGGCAAAGCAGCUUUCUGCUGCAUCAACACCAAGAUGGUAUAUAACCCAAUUACAUAUGAAAUAAUUUUACGUCUAGGCUAAU